Molecule: messenger RNA, 834 nt
Organism: Centropristis striata (black sea bass)
Lineage: Eukaryota; Metazoa; Chordata; Actinopteri; Perciformes; Serranidae
Gene: otos
Product: otospiralin
Exons: 3
Coding region: 555-815 (86 amino acids)
Biological process (GO): sensory perception of sound
Source: RefSeq, a predicted model, not a curated record
UAUUGAAGAUGAGGUCCGAGCCAUCUGGUGCACUGAAGGGAAAGCAGAAGGAAGAUAAUGAAAAGAAGACAAAACAUAUGCAUAUAUUAUACAGCAAAACUUUAUUUAAGUAAUAAUUAUGCAAAAGUAUAAUUUUAGAAAAACAGUGAGAGGGCAAUAUGUGCAUCUGUGCAUCAUGUGCAUAUCAAGGGAGGGCUUCUCUGUGUAAAUACAGUAUAAUCUGUGAAAGGCAAGGCUUGGCUCUGUGUGUGUGUGUGUGUGUGUGUGUGUGUGUGUGUGUGUGUGUUUGCUGGAGGUCCACUGGGUCUUCCUGCGCUGAGCUGCACUCACCACAGACCACAGUCCUCCAGCAGAAGAACAGCAGCAUCUCUCUGCAAGGCUUCACAAAACAUUCACAGGUAAACAUCUUAAUAUCAUUUUACUCUCACAAAACAAUGUAAACUACAAGAAAAUUGUUGUUGUUUGUAGAAAUGAGGAAUCAAUAUAUGUACUCAUAGGCUGACCAGUGGAUUUAAGAGCAUCCUUUUGGAUUUUUGUUCAUUAAGGGAGGAAAGAUGAAGCUGCUGGUCUGGCUUGGUGUUCUCCUCUGCCUCUACCUCAGCGAGGCCAGAGUCAUCCCAGAAGGAGUGCCGUAUGAUGAACCACCAGCUGUUCCCUACUGGCCCUACUCCACCUCUGACUUCUGGAACUACAUCGAGUAUUUCCGAUCCAUCGGCGCCUACAACCACAUCAACGAGCUGGCCCGGGCCUUCUACGCCCACCAGCACCUCGGAGACACCCUGGGAUACGAAACCAACGCGGGACACGAACACUGAGAGGCAUCUGGAAGGAAUU